This is a messenger RNA of Hypanus sabinus (Atlantic stingray), 636 nucleotides long. Its product is annotated as protein unc-93 homolog B1-like. Gene Ontology annotation, cellular component: lysosome; endosome. The transcript is spliced from 3 exons. Gene Ontology annotation, molecular function: Toll-like receptor binding. The record is from RefSeq and is a predicted model, not a curated record. The annotation marks the transcript as partial. Lineage: Eukaryota; Metazoa; Chordata; Chondrichthyes; Myliobatiformes; Dasyatidae. Gene Ontology annotation, biological process: intracellular protein transport; toll-like receptor 7 signaling pathway; toll-like receptor signaling pathway.
UCUACUCAUCGUCCUUCCCCCCACAACCCCCUCACCUGUCUCCUGCCAGCUUGCACGCUCUCCCCUUGUCCUUCCAUUCCCGGCCUGGAGCGUUCUCCCUCCACAGACGCUGGGCGGACCUCGUCUCUGACCCUCUGUUCCCCGUCCCAGCAGAUCGAUGACUUUAUGGGUCAGGAUUACAACGAGGAGGAGGAGGAGCACAAGUACUUUCGCCGCAAGCGUUUGUUCGUCAUCAAGAACCUGGUGUGUGCCAGUGUGGGCACCAUGCUGAUCUACGCCGUCUACCUGGGGCUCCUGCAGGUACAGUUGAUCCUGCACUAUGACGAGACGUACCGGGAGGUCAAGUACGGCAACCUGGGUCUGCAGGACAUCGACAGGAAGAUGCUGAUGGGGAUCAAUGUCACCCCCAUCGUGGCGCUGCUCUACACCCCUGUCCUCAUCAGGUUCCUGGGCACAAAGUGGAUGAUAUUCCUGGCCAUGGGGAUUUACUCUCUCUUCGUAUCCACCAACUACUGGGAGCGUUACUACACCCUGGUCCCGUCCGCUGUUGCCAUUGGAGCUGCGAUUGUCCCACUCUGGGCAGCCAUGGGGAACUACGUCACCAGGUCCAUCUUCACUGAUUCCCGGGAGUGUGUG